Molecule: messenger RNA, 462 nt
Organism: Brassica napus (rape)
Lineage: Eukaryota; Viridiplantae; Streptophyta; Magnoliopsida; Brassicales; Brassicaceae
Exons: 2
Coding region: 1-462 (153 amino acids)
Source: RefSeq, a predicted model, not a curated record
AUGGUUCGAUCUAUGAUGAGUCAUGCAGAUCUUCCACCAUCUUUUUGGGGAUACGCUCUAGAAACGUCUGCGUUUACGCUGAAUAGAUGUCCAUCAAAAUUAGUUGAGAAGACUCCAUAUGAGAUGUGGACUGGAAAGAACAAAGAACGAGAUGGGCGGGACUAUUACGGGAAGGGCAAAGGGAAGAUGAGUGAAGCACAAGACUCUAAAGUAAAGGUGGCUGAGAAAGUACACAGAAGGUAUCCUAAUUAUAAUGGACACUACAGAGGAGAUGGUGAGGGGUCGCGGUACAACUCUGCUCGCAGAGAAGAUGCGAGAAAUGGCUCUCAAGAAGGACAAAAGAAGCCCUCCUCAGAACAGACAAGAGCGCAUCAUUCUCUGAGUGGUUCACGGGAGGAAACUCGAGAAGAGGGUGAGAUCAAUGCCACGGGACAGGAGGACUCGAUGCUACCUUCUAUCUAG